GGAAACAGCUCGGCUCGGCUCGGCUCGGCUCGGAGAUCUGCAGGCUCGGCUCGGCUCGGCUCGGCUCGGCUCGGUACCGGCGACCCUGCUCUGUUGGUUGCCGGCCGAUCUCAGCACUCCGCCCCCCCGGCUCUCGCCAUGCUGAAGACCCGGCAGUGCCUCCUCGGGGUCCACACUUUCCUGGGGGUCACCGCUCGGAUUUGGGGGUUUUUCCUCUACAUGCUCAGAAAGCACGUCCGCACGGUAAUCCAGUACCAGACAGUACGAUACGACAUCUUGCCGCUGUCGCCCGUCUCCAGAAACAGACUCUGUAGUGUAAAAAGGAAGAUCUUGGUGUUGGAUUUAGAUGAAACGUUAAUCCACUCGCAUCACGACGGGGUCUUAAGACCGACAGUGCGGGCCGGCACUCCUCCUGAUUUUCUAUUAAAGGUUGUAAUAGACAAACACCCAGUGAGGUUUUUUGUACAUAAAAGGCCGCACGUGGAUUUCUUUCUGGAAGUGGUGAGCCAGUGGUAUGAGCUGGUCGUGUUCACAGCCAGUAUGGAGAUCUACGGUUCUGCUGUGGCCGAAAAACUUGACAAUAACCGAGAGAUCCUGAAACGAAGAUAUUAUAGACAGCACUGUACACUGGAGCUGGGCAGCUAUAUUAAAGACCUGUCCGUUGUGCAUGGUGACCUGUCCAGCAUCGUCAUUUUAGACAACUCCCCGGGGGCCUAUCGAAACCACCCAGAUAACGCAAUACCUAUAAAGUCGUGGUUCAGCGAUCCCAGCGACACAGCACUUCUCAACCUGAUCCCCAUGCUGGAUGCGCUGAGGUUUACAGCAGACGUCCGGUCAGUCCUGAGUCGGAAUUUACAUCAACACCGGCUCCAGUGAUGACGAAGAUGAAAGAGCGAUCGAGGGAGACAGCGUUGCUAUACCAACCCUCUCCGCUGCUCUGGAGUCUGCACUGGGAAUAGCAACACACUUUUUUUUUUUUUUUUGGUCUUUCCCAGUGAUUUUUUUUAAUUUUUUUUUUUUUCUUUAUCAAGAAUCGAUUUUCCCGAUCCACAGGAAUCCGCAUGGAGGUUUUCCCAAUGGUCCUUUUACACAGACAGUGGCUGGCAAUUUAUUUCCCCUGAUUUUUAUUAAAAGAACAACUAGACGCUGAUCUUCAGAUCCAGGAAUUCUUGGGAGGGGACAGACGAUGUUGAUUUUAGCGCACACACACACACACAAAAGGCAGAUAUAAUUUUCUGUAAGGAUUUUAUCAUAUAUAUAUUAUUUUAUUUUUGCCUCCCAGAAUAAGGAAAGUGAAGUAAUUCAUAAAUUUGUUGUAGCAGAUACAAAAACUGAGAUUGAUCCCAGUAUAGGCCUUGAAAUGAGAAAUUCUUUUUUUUUUUUUCUACAAAAAUAAAAAAUCUAGAAUUCCCAGGACAGAAAUUCAAAAAAAAAAAAUCAACGGUCAGAUAUUUUCCUGUCCUUUUUAGAUUCUUAUCUGAAGUCGAAACUGCCAGGGAACUGUUCGCUUUGAUUCCCCCCCCCCCGUACCCUCAGAAGCCUGCUCUAUUAUGAGUCUUAAUGUUUCUACAUGUUGGUGGGGCUUUCUGGUUAUAAGAGCCUCGUCUCGCGCCUUCUGCUUGUGACACGACAGGCGGGUGUGAUCGCAAACGCGAGAGGUCCUUCGACCGCACGCAUGGACUCCAUUCUCAAGUUAAGCGGCCAAUGCAAUCUUUUUGAGCGAAUACGUUCUGUGUAGGGUGUCCUCCUAACAGUAAAAGAAGAAUUGAGCUCAAUUUAGAAUCUUACAGGUGGGUGGGGGGGGUAGGUGUGUGUGGUGUUGUGUAAUUCCCUAUGGUUUUGUGGGAUUGUUCCACUAAAAAGCUGGAAAGCAUAUGAGGCUGGGUGCUGAAGCCACUCAUUGUGCAAGAACACCAGCCCUGGAAGAGUCAGCAAACCUGGAUUAUCCACAAAACACACGGCAUGAUCUCUUUAUGAAACGCUCAAUAGUGCUGAACCUGGAAAUACCGAAAGAAACUCAAAUUCAAUGAAAAACAUUUCAACUAGAAGUCUGGGAGACUUUGGGGGGGGGGGACUUCCAGUCUAGUCUUUGUUGUUGAAUUUGAGUUUAUGUUGGCGUUUCUAGAACAGGAUACUAAACGUGAAGAAAUCAGUCAUAAACUAGCGCUUUUAAAGGCCUGCCAGCCAACGCCCUGUACUUCAUAUUGGUAUGCAUCCUGUUGCCUCCUAGUUUGAAGAUUGAAUGAUCGAAUGGUAACUCUGUAAUGGUUUUAAAAUCUUGGUAAAUAAUCUGUUUGGCUGACGGGGUUAGAUGUGCCUGAGCUUUCUCUGUAAAGGGAUGUUGAAACAAGCAGAGACACACACACACAGACUUUGUAUUUACAGUCCUAUCUUAUACGUGCAUGUUUAUUUGAAAUUGUACAUAGAUUUUUUUUCACAUACAGUAUUCAAGAUACUAUAAAUAAUGAAAUUAUCACUUAAAAUGUAUUUUUUUAAAAGAACAUUUUAACCCUAUAAAUCAGAGGUAUUCGUUUACAUUAUCUGACGGGCCAGGUGAUGGAAUGGGUGCGUUCACGGAGAUCAGUCUUAGCACCAUGCACCAGUCUCAAAAACGUCUAAAAAAAUAACCACUUUUGAACGACACCAAGUCUGAGCGCCGUGCAGCUAUACAAACAGACAGCGAAUGCAAAUCCUAAAUGCAUUCUAGCAAACAAAUAGUUAUACAAUGUCACUAAUCUUAAUUUUAUUUAAACCGUGAUGUUUAAAUUAAUGAGAAGUGAAUGAGCCUCUAAUUUCUCUUAUUGCCUGGGAAUCACAGCAGCGUCUUUGUUUUCGGAAAAUGACUGCGCAGCAAGCAUUCCAGCUGACUAAUUAAACAUUGCAUCUAUCGCUUUAUUCAUGUCUCAUAAGCGUCUUAGCGCCCGAUUCAAAACGAAAAAUGUAGCGCUGUCUAAAUAUUUAUCAGCUUCAGCGGGUUUAAAUGUAAUUGAAAGGUUUCUAACUUACAGGACAGUAAUCAGGAAAGAUACAUUUAUCGUACCGUCUUUGAGAGGCGUUCCCUAAGGUGCAUUUCUUACUGUGGCCAAACAGGUUUUUCUGUAAUGCUAAAAUAAAACUUUGACAGGCUCUUUCAGCUAACUUGCUCUGCUUGAAUAUACUUUUGCAUGUCUUGUUUUCUCUGUCGGUUUGUUGUUUUGUCUGUGUGCCUGUCGCCGUGAGGCCGAAUCCAUUCCCCUCACAAAUGUGCAUGUUUAAAAGACACGUAAUCGUGGCUCAAGGUAAGAUAACCAAACCGACAGAAUUUAGCCCCUAAGAGACAGAGACUUGAAGUAAAGUGAUCUGUUAUUCCUGCGUUAGGUGUGUUGUCAAAACACAAAGAGCCAGGGGACCUUUCAAUCCUGCCUAUCUGUAUUUUCAGUUUUCGUAACUAAGGACAGCUGACGCUCACCGGGCCAAGCUGGCAGCCAGUUGAAUAACAUUGCUUUGCAGCCGUGGUCUGAAGCGUAAUUACGCUUGGACUGGGUUCAAACAUUGAAAGUGUUUCCCGUCUCCGCAGCCCCUGCUCGCAUGUGCGCUGGUUUAGCACACCGUUUCAAACCAUCUUAGCGCGGCAUAUUCAGCAUAGCGUAAAAAAAACACACAUUAUACCCGUUUAUUUUAUUAAUACUCUGCGGAAACUUUCUUGGUAUUUGGGGCGAGGUUGAAAAACGCAAUAAUUUCCAAUGAGUAACUCGGUUUGGCUGUCAUAAUUACAGAAACCCAAUACAAACGAAAUCAAGUGAAACAAUUCCCUAUUUGAUUUACCUAAGAUAUGUGAAUAAUAAUAAUAAUAAACAAGCAUUUAAUGUCUGAUCGUCUGUUGUCGGCAGAAUCCACAUAUUAUAGACCCUUGAUCUUCAAUCAUCAAAUUCGUGGCUGAUCAAUAAAGCAAUUGUUUGUGUUUGUGCGAAAGACUCGUAUGCUGCCCCUUCUGCACAGUACAAUGUUUAAAUGUGCCAGCAGUGCUGUGAUAGCUAAUGCUAACACUGUACACUAGAGGCACGCAUACAAAACAAACACAAUAUAGACCUUUUACACUCGUUUCCGACACGCACAACAGGGUAAGACCGACCUCUAGUAGUCCUCAACAAUACAGCACCUCUGUAAAAUUAAAUUACAACUUUAUAGGUCUUUUGUUUCGCCUUAUUUUCUCUUCAAACAAACGUCUUUUUUUUUUAAUUGACUAACAUUGCUUUUGGUCUAAAGCGUAAUUACGCUUGGGCUUGGUUCAAACGUUGAAGACGUUUUUAAAAAAAAACAAACAAAAAAAAACAACUUGAACCCCCUUUCUCCUCUCCCCGCGAUAGAUUAGCACAGGUGCCAAACAGUUAUUCGUACGUUUAUUUACACGUUAAAUCGUUUAUUUUGUAACGUGGUGCAAUCUGCCCUCCACCCAAAAGGGAUCUUCCAUGAUUUCAAUCUCAGUCACAUGACCAGCGCAGCUCCCCCCCCCCUCGGUGUGGCUUUCCGCGCUGGGGGGGGGGGUCAAAACAAAAUAGUCCCCCAAUAUUGAAAUACUUAAAACCUCACCCACAUCGUUAUUUCUUUAUAUUAUUCAAACACAGUGCUUUAAAUAACACUUUGGCCCGGGUCGUUUUAAACGCGCGUUUUGGCUUUUUUUUUUUGUUGUUGUUGCUGUAGAGGAUGCGAUAUUUAUUGAUUUAUUGAUUUGUUUAUUUAGUGUUUAGAGAUUUGCACGGCUGCAGGCAGCGAUGCUCGAUGAUUUCCAAUCGCACCUCGACCCCCCCAAAAAACCAAGAACAGGUGCGUCUGGGCGCUUGCGUUAGGCUUGGACCGUGCUUUGGGGUUUACGCAAAGAGACUACGUGAACGCCUUGGCAACGCAGAACUGUAUUUAAUACACACAAACACAUUUAAAAUAAAAAAACAAUUCACGUCUAGGCUUUUACAGCAUUAUCAGUGAAUAAAACUAAUAAUCCCAAUAUAAAAAAAAAAAUAAAAAAUACCAAUUAAGCCUAAUGCUAUUUUAUUUGGGUUGAGGGUGGGAACAUGUGUUUUGGUUUGUUAUGAUAUAACAUAAUAACAUAUAUGUGUUACAGUGCCGGUGUAACUGCAUAAAAUCCACAGCGUACUUAAUUUUUCUGCAUCCAAAUUAAACAUUUUUCUGACGUUACACCGGCUUGAACGUGACACCCGACCUAUUACCCUGUAAAAUUAACCAGCAUUUAAAAA
Messenger RNA from Polyodon spathula (Mississippi paddlefish), 5231 nucleotides. Its product is annotated as CTD nuclear envelope phosphatase 1A-like. Gene Ontology annotation, molecular function: protein serine/threonine phosphatase activity. The record is from RefSeq and is a predicted model, not a curated record. Bases 139 to 876 code for a protein of 245 amino acids. Lineage: Eukaryota; Metazoa; Chordata; Actinopteri; Acipenseriformes; Polyodontidae. The transcript is spliced from 8 exons.